AAAUAAAUUAUGCUCCUCUGACCUUUCUGAUAAAAGCACAUAUCCAAGCUGUUCAAUAAUUACUUUUUACUAUUGUCGCAGAAAAAUGUACAAAGUUGCAAUUCUUGGUGGUGGUGUUAAUGGUUUUGCGAAUGCAGUAAAAAUUAAGGAAAAAUUUCGUGAUUUUGAGGUGGUGUUAAUUUCCAAAGACUUCUCUCCAUACACAACUGGUGAUGGCUCUGGAGGUCUUUGGUAUCCGUAUCUCUGUGGUGACAAAACGCCAGAACGCAUAUUAAUGAGAUGGGGUUGCGAAACAUACAGAUUGCUGCACAAGUUAUGGCUGGAAGGCGGGCAUAAUGUAUCUCUCGUGCCCAUGUACUACUUACACCAAAGGAAGGAGACCUAUCGACGCCCGAUGUGGGCGUCUCAUGUUUUUGGUUAUCAUGAACUUGGUCCGAAGGAGCUUCAGUAUUUCAGUAAACGUUAUUCAUCUCAGUAUGUUGCCGGCGAAAUGUUUACGUCCUUCGUAUCUCGUCCACCAACUAUUAUUUCUUAUCUCGAAAAGCGGUUUUUGGAGCUAAAUGGCAAGAUAAUACAUGCAGACAUAACUUCUUUAUCAGACGACAUUCUGAAGGACUAUGACGUCUUGAUAAAUUGCACUGGUCUUGGAGCAAGAACUAUUGUAGCUGAUAAGACUGUGUAUCCUAUCAGGGGGCAAAUAGCGAGGGUAAAGGCGCCAUGGCUCUGUGAAGUCGUUAUGGAUAAUGACAGAGAAAAUUACAUACUACCAAAUGCAGAUUUCUGCGUCCUGGGAGGUACUCAUCAGGAGAACGACUACAACACUCACGUGUACAUCGUGGACUCUGAUAUGGUCAUUAAUGGAUGUACUGAUAUUAUCCCAUCUCUAAAGAAUGCCGAAGUUCUUUCGGAAUGGGUGGGUUUGCGGCCAGGACGGAAUGAAGUUAGGCUGGAAGCGGAGGAGCGGGAUAAUAAACUGAUCAUACAUAACUACGGCCAUGGUGGAAGCGGAUUAACAUUAUUUUGGGGCUGUGCAACAGACGUGUUGGCGAUUUUGGAAGAUAAAUUAAAACAAAAAGUGAAAAAAAUUUCGAAACUAUAAUUAUGAGAAUUCACCGCAGUAAUGUCGGUAUCCAUCAAUCAAUACGUAAUUUUUUUUUACUCUUCUAUCGAAUUGAUUAAAAAUGACUAUUUAAGGGUUCCAAAAAUAAAGAUAAAAAUUUUAUAAGACCGGUAAUUUAUUCUAAAAUACAAUUUUAAGCUCGACAAUAUUUACAUGACGAAUUCAUUAAUAAUUAGGUGUAGGGGAAGGGGGCCCAAAGCGGGUACAUGGUCCAAAGCAGGUCAGCGCGAUUGUCAAUAUGUUCAAUGAAUUAUAGCAAAAGCAAAAGUGUGCGGGAACACCCGAACAAAUCCCAACAAGCGUCAGUUUGGCCGAGGCGCCGGAGUCGCGUAGUUUUUGUGGGAGUGACAAAAGUUGUUUUUCGGAGAUUUUGUUAAAAAAUAUCAAGGUAUGUGAACUCGAAUUAUUCUAUUGUGGCUUGAAUAGUCUUUUUGUAAGUUUGCAUGUGUUUUUGUUCAUGAAUUUAGCUUUGAAUUCCUAAUAAACUGUUUCAUUAUCGAUUAAGGCUUUCAGGUUAUGUUGUCGAACAUUUAAAACGUGUUUUUAGGCAAAGAGGGUAGGGGUAAAACGGGUACCUGAUUUGCCCCUACCCGUUUUGCCCUAUAUUUAAUAAUAUAAAUUAUUACUUUUAUUUCCUUUCCAGAUGGUUCAGAAAUACAAAAGAAAAACUCAACAGGCAUCGUGGGAUGUUACAACCAUGAAGCUAGCAAUGGAAGAGGCAGGAAAAACAUCAGUCAGGAAUGCUGCUAAAAGAUAUGGUAUUAAUUUGUCAACUCUACAAAGACAUAUUAAAAAAGG
Molecule: messenger RNA, 1918 nt
Organism: Amyelois transitella
Lineage: Eukaryota; Metazoa; Arthropoda; Insecta; Lepidoptera; Pyralidae
Gene: Daao2
Product: D-amino-acid oxidase
Exons: 8
Coding region: 86-1099 (337 amino acids)
Molecular function (GO): FAD binding; D-amino-acid oxidase activity
Source: RefSeq, a predicted model, not a curated record